UCAGCUCUUUGAUGUAUUUAUCGUUGGAAUGUUUGUAUGAGUGCUAGGCGGUAAAGUAUGUACCAUGUUAUUGUUUGGUUAAGUUCGGGUCAAAAGUUUGAAAGGUCGCAGGUUUACCUGAAGAAGCGUUUCUUGCCAUUCAAGCCAUUUGUCAUCAGACUAGUGCCUAAUUAUGUCAAAGGAUAUCCGGUCAUUCUUUUCUGUUCAGUCAUCAAAGAAAAAGUCCAAUGAAUCAGAUAAGAAAAAUUCAAAAGAACCUACCAGGUCUAGUAAUAAGAAGAAGAGGGCAGUUAUUGAGUCAGAUUCUGAUGAAGACAUAGAAAUAUUUGAACCGAAAAAGAAGAAAACUUCUCCAGCUGCAGCAAAGAAAGAAUCCAAAAUUGAAAAGAAAACUGUAAAUGCUGCAGAUGUAUUUGGCUCUGACACAGUCAAAAGAACAAAUCGACCAUCCACUUCAAAAGUCUCUGAAUUACAUAAUGAUUCUGAGUUUGACAAAGUUUUGCAAGAUCUGGAUGAGUCUGCUUGGGCUAGUGAUGAUCUCUUCGAUGAAACUGUUUCAAAGCCUGCUCCGAAAGAAACAUCUAAAACAACCUCUAUUUCACCGAGCCCCCCCGGAAAAGACUCCAGUCCACCAAUGAAAAGGCCUUCAGAAACUUCAAAGAGUCCUGUUAAAAAAGCUGUGCAGGGAGAGGCUGAAAAAAACGUCAAGCAUACAACUAUGGAGUCAGCUUCAACAUCCAAAUCUAGCAUUAAGGAGAGUAGCCCGAAGAAAUUAAAACUGGAAAAGAUUGAAAGUGCUCUUACAGUUCAAGCUAAGGAAAUAGGAUCAUCAAAGGAUAAAAACCAGCAGAAAUUAGAAAAGCCUUCUGUGAAAGUUGAAAUUAAAUCAGAGAAAGCAAAUGAAAAAGCAAAUGAUACUAGACCGAAGCUAGAACCUUCACCUCCUUCAUAUAUGUGGGUUGACAAGUACAAACCAACGUCGGUUAAACAAAUAAUCGGACAACAAGGAGAUAAUAGCAAUGUGAAAAAGUUGUUACGCUGGUUGUCUUCAUGGCAUUCCAAUCAUGGAACAGGUGUAAAUAAGAAGCUUGUUCGUCCAAGUCCAUGGGCUAAGGAUGACAAUGGAGCAUUUUUCAAAGCUGCUUUGCUGUCUGGCCCUCCUGGCAUUGGUAAGACAACUGCUGCUCAUCUUGUAUGUAAAGAAUUGGGUAUGGAUGUGGUAGAGUUCAAUGCAUCUGAUACCCGUUCUCAAAAGCUUAUGUCAAAAGAAGUGGGCGAACUGCUAUCAAGCAAGUCUCUUCUGCCAUUUUUUCAAUCUGGGGGAGAAUCAAAAACAUCAGCAAAGCACGUUCUUGUGAUGGAUGAAGUUGAUGGUAUGGCUGGUAAUGAAGAUAGAGGGGGUGUUGGUGAACUCAUCAGCCUUAUCAAGAAUUCUAAGUGUCCUGUGAUAUGUAUGUGUAAUGACCGCAAUCAUACUAAAAUAAGAAGUUUGGCUGGGUACUGCUUUGAUUUACGUUUCCAUAAACCUCGCGUGGAACAAAUAAGGGGUGCCAUGAUGUCAGUUUGCUUUAAGGAAAAAGUUCAAAUAUCACCUCAGGCUUUAGAUGAAGUAAUAUCUGGAACAAAUUGUGAUAUUCGUCAAGUUUUGAACAAUUUAUCCAUGUGGAGUUCUACAGAAAAAAAGAUGAAUACUGAACAAGUGAAAACAGAUGCUAAUGCUGCUAAAAAGAAUAUAAAACUGGGCCCAUGGGAUGCAGUAAAAAAAAUAUUUUCCUCAGAAGAUCAUAAAACAAUGAGCUUGAUGGACAAAUCAGAUCUAUUCUUCCAUGACUACAGCUUGCUGCCACUUUUCGUUCAAGAAAAUUAUUUAAUCUCAUCCCCUCAUGCUGCUAAGAAGAGAACAGAUUCUUUACAUCACAUUGCACGAGCUGCCGCAAGUAUCAGUUAUGGUGAUUUGAUAGAAAAAACAAUUCGCAGCAAGAAUUCUUGGAGCCUUUUACCUGUUCAGUCCAUCUUUUCAAGUGUUGUUCCUGGUGACUGGAUGGAGGGCCAUUUCACUGGUCAGAUUCAAUUUCCUUCAUGGUUGGGUAAAAAUUCUAGAGGACUUAAAAUGAGCAGAAUGCUUCAAGAACUGCAAGUGCAUAUGAGACUCAGCAUUUCUGGUGGCAAGCAGGCAGUAAAUCUAGACUACAUUCAGCCAAUUUUAAAUGCAAUUAUCCGCCCACUUAUCGCAGAGGGGUCUCAAGGUGUGCCCAAAACUAUGCAAGCAAUGCAAGAUUAUUUCAUCACAAGAGACGACCUGGACAGUUUGUUGGAAGUGUGCAAGUGGCCAAAUCAAGCUGAUCCAAUGGCUGGUGUUGAUAGCAAGGUAAAGGCCGCCCUUACAAGAGCGUACAACAAGGCUGGUGGUCUCAUGAUACCGUAUGCAUUAGAUGUCCCAGUCAAGAAGAAGAAAGCCUCUGCCGCUGUGGAGGAAGGGUAUGGGGGUGAGGAGGAGGAGGAGGAGGGAGAGAGUGACGAUGAUAAAAGCGAUGAUGAUGAUGCUGCAGAUGGGAUGAUAAAGGCGAAAAAGCCUGAGAAGAAAGCUGCAAGUGCGAGCUCAUCAUCCUCAAGCCAAGCUUCUUCAAGUCGUGGGUCUCGGGGAGGUGCCAGGGGCAGUGGCCAACCCAGAGGAAGGGGAAGGGGGAGAGGGAAGAAGUAAGUAUUAAAACACCGUUUAGGUUCCUCCGUGUAGCCUGUGAUGGAGGCAUGUGUUCCCUUGUAAAGUUAACUAUUUCCUGUGAUGAGACCGCUGAUGACUUGUAACCUACUUAUAUUAAUAUUAUGAAGUGGAUAAAAUAAUUACAAAAUAUUUUCUAAA
Messenger RNA from Frankliniella occidentalis (western flower thrips), 2860 nucleotides. RefSeq names its product replication factor C subunit 1 (gene Gnf1). Lineage: Eukaryota; Metazoa; Arthropoda; Insecta; Thysanoptera; Thripidae. Gene Ontology annotation, molecular function: DNA clamp loader activity; DNA binding; ATP binding. The coding region runs from base 173 to 2701 and encodes 842 amino acids. Gene Ontology annotation, cellular component: DNA replication factor C complex; nucleus. The transcript is spliced from 15 exons. Gene Ontology annotation, biological process: DNA replication; DNA repair. The record is from RefSeq and is a predicted model, not a curated record.